This is a messenger RNA of Varanus komodoensis (Komodo dragon), 771 nucleotides long. RefSeq names its product homeobox A7 (gene HOXA7). Gene Ontology annotation, molecular function: RNA polymerase II cis-regulatory region sequence-specific DNA binding; DNA-binding transcription factor activity, RNA polymerase II-specific. The record is from RefSeq and is a predicted model, not a curated record. NCBI's taxonomy places the organism in Eukaryota, Metazoa, Chordata, Lepidosauria, Squamata, Varanidae. Gene Ontology annotation, cellular component: nucleus. Gene Ontology annotation, biological process: anterior/posterior pattern specification; regulation of transcription by RNA polymerase II.
AAAUCUGGGGGUGUAAUGUUAUCAUAUAUCACGCUACCUCGUAAAACCGACACCGAAGCCUACCGGACAACAAAUCACAUCAAAAUUAUGAGCUCUUCGUAUUAUGUGAACGCUCUUUUUAGCAAAUAUACGGCGGGCGCUGCUUCCCUCUUCCAAAAUGCGGAGCCGACGUCUUGCUCCUUUGCCACCAACUCCCAGAGAAGCGGCUACGGACCGGGCGCGGGCGCGUUCACCUCCUCCGUGCCUGCCUUGUACAAUGUGAACAGCACCCUAUAUCAAACCCCGUUCUCCUCCGGAUACGGCCUGGGCUCCGAUGCCUACAACUUGCACUGCUCCUCUUUCGAUCACGACAUUCCCAUUCUUUGCAAUGACUUAACCAAACCCAGCUGCGAGAAAGCGGAGGAAGGCCACCUGCACGGCCAGGCUGAGAGUAAUUUCCGGAUAUACCCCUGGAUGAGGUCCUCAGGUCCGGAUCGGAAGAGAGGGCGCCAGACGUACACUCGUUACCAGACCCUGGAACUGGAGAAGGAGUUUCACUUCAACCGCUAUCUGACCCGGCGGCGGCGGAUAGAGAUCGCUCACGCCCUGUGCUUGACGGAGAGGCAGAUCAAAAUCUGGUUUCAAAACCGUCGCAUGAAAUGGAAGAAGGAGCAUAAAGAAGAACCCGCUGGUGGCGCCGCGGCCGCCAACGACAGCUCCUCCACCACUGCCUCUGUGGAAAAGAUCGAGGAGGAGGAGGAGGAGGAGGAGGAAGAGGAGGAAGCAGAAUGA